This is a messenger RNA of Cylicocyclus nassatus, 921 nucleotides long. The record is from the annotation of a GenBank genome assembly. Lineage: Eukaryota; Metazoa; Nematoda; Chromadorea; Rhabditida; Strongylidae.
AUGUUUGGGUUGAUUGCUACGCUUUCGCUUUUGGUGGUCGGAGCUCAGCCCCAAGCCGACUCCUUUUCCCAUAACUUCGCUCAAAACAGCAUGCUCCCUUUGGCUGCUGCAGCUUAUUCAGACAAUCCGGGUGCAUGCGUCAGAAAUCGCUUUGGAAGAAACGCAAAGGUUGAGGUCGUGAGAUUUUACAAAACGAACUGCAACGGUCCCAUAAAUAUUGGAAAAGUCUACUGUGUGGCAUACACGGCUCUGCUUCAUGGAAAAGAGAAAGCAAUAGUGCUGAGUUUCAGAGGAACAGAAGAUGGUUGGCAGCUUUCAAAGCAGCUUUUUCAUCCCCUCUUAAGUAAAGAAUGGUUUGGUGGUGCGUCGGUGAACACCUACUUUCUUCAUUCUUUCAACAGCGUCUUUCAUACGAGAAUGAAUAGAUUAACCAGGAGCAGUAUGUAUGAAGAUGCUCGAGAACUGAUUCGUAAAUACCCAACAUAUGACAUUUGGAUAACUGGGCACUCACUGGGAGGUGCAUUGGCAUCUCUGGCGGCAUCUUAUUUACUGGAGACAGGAACUGCACCAAGAUCAAAAACAAAGUUAAUAACGUUCGGCCAGCCCAGGACAGGCGACGGGAUAUUUGCUGAGAGGCUCAAUAAUAAGAUCGACUAUGCAUUCCGAGUCAUCCAUGACAAUGAUAUGGUACCUCAUAUCCCACCCAAUCUCCCUACACUUUUUGGAAAGCUUCGAUACCACCACCAUAAAAAGGAGGUUUAUUAUGGACGAAACAUGAGAAACGGCUUCAAAGUGUGCAACACCGAGAACGAUAGUUCCUGCAGCGGUCGCUAUUCCUUCUUGAGAACAAUUGACGUCAAUGAAGAAGCAAGACAAUUCAGUUGGAAGCUAGUACGAAGGAAAGAAACAGAGCCACGGUAA